This is a messenger RNA of Pseudovirgaria hyperparasitica, 1546 nucleotides long. RefSeq lists its product as uncharacterized. Gene Ontology annotation, molecular function: cyclin-dependent protein serine/threonine kinase regulator activity. Gene Ontology annotation, cellular component: transcription factor TFIIK complex; nucleus. The record is from RefSeq and is a predicted model, not a curated record. Lineage: Eukaryota; Fungi; Ascomycota; Dothideomycetes; Acrospermales; Acrospermaceae. Gene Ontology annotation, biological process: regulation of cyclin-dependent protein serine/threonine kinase activity; regulation of transcription by RNA polymerase II. The transcript is spliced from 3 exons. Bases 55 to 1224 code for a protein of 389 amino acids.
CAACAACGACCUGACGAGGCACGAUCUACCCCGAGAUUCUCAACAUGCUCCAAUAUGCAUCUCAAUGAAGAUGCGAAGUACCGAACGUCGACUCAGUUUCGGUAUUGGAAUUUUACUCCAGACUCAUUAGCGUCGUUGCGUCGAAACACCAAUCGAGCCGCAGUAGAGCGCGUGAAGGCAGCCUUCGACCGGCGCCGCAAAGCUCGAAUUGCUGCAGACAAAGCACAAAAUGGCGGAGAAGUGACUGUAGUGUCAGAGUUGCAGACCAAAGAGGUAGAAUGUUUGACUUUAGAGGAGGAGCAGAAACUACUGGGGUACUACUGCGCGCAAUGUCUGAAGAUGGGCAAGGACAACUUCAAGUACCCCGCAAACGUAUACUAUAUGAAACGAUUCUACUUGUUCAACUCUCCAAUGACAUAUCACCCCAAAGACAUUCUCAAGACUGCUCUUUUUGUCGCAACUAAAACCGAGAACCACCACCAAGACUUGGACAAAUACUGCGGACAAAUAGGAGGAAAAAAGCCGACUCUUCGAGACGAUGUACUAGCCCCAGAAUUCAUCUUGACUCAAGCACUCAGGUUCACAUUUGAAGUGAGACAUCCCUUUCGAGCUGUACUUCCUGGGCACUCACAGUCUGCCGUACAACUACAGCAGGCUCUACUUAGUCUACCUCAGACCUCUGGUGGGCCUGAAAUCAUACACGAGGUGCAUCAGAUGGAGAAACGCAUCACAGAAGCUCAUAGUAUUGCAUCCGAUCGCUAUCUCAAAAAUGCAGCCCUGCUUACCGAUGCGUACUUUCUCUACACGCCUUCUCAAAUUUGGCUCGCCGCUCAUCUCCUCGCCGACGAGCCACUGACUCUCUUCUAUCUUGAUACCAAGUUUACUGUCGCUCCUGGAUCAAACUCAUCAGCUCCACUCAAAACUAGGGUCAUUUCCACCAUCCGUAGCUGCGCGACGAUGAUAUCAAAUGGAGAUACACCAUCCCAGCCAACUCUCGAAGAGCGUGCCGAACUCACACGUGUAGACAAGAAACUAUACCAAUGUCGUAAUCCUGAUAAAAUAGAUUUGAUUGGCCUGAAUAAAGCACAGAAACGCGACGCUACUAUGGAUGGGAAGUUGGAGGAAGGACUGGCGAAGAAACGAAAAAUUGAGAGAGAAAAGCAAGAGAAGGAAGCUGACGACUUUUGGGGUCCACCUCUACCAAAUACAGGCGCUCCAGGCUAACGAGGGUCCGGAUAGUGUCCUAACAACUCGGAACAUACGUCUCUGCUUCCCUGGAAUCAUGGCUCAUAGGUAUUUGAAUCCAGGGGUGUGUUCGGACCAUGAAAAAGGAGAAAGAAACUCGACGCUACAUAUGGGACAAAAGUCGAGUGUAUCUCCUGGUCGCGACCGGCAACUUCUUGUAGUAAAGAACGAAUCUUCCGGUUUAGACCUCGCAGUAAUGUCAAAUAUAUGAGUCUGAUGAUUUGUCUCAAUAUUGGUAGCGGACCCCAUUCAAUCAAGGGGAUAAUACAUGUCUGUUCUAUUCUACAAGAGUGAACGUGAC